This is a messenger RNA of Durio zibethinus, 1843 nucleotides long. Its product is annotated as mitotic checkpoint protein PRCC-carboxy-term protein. Lineage: Eukaryota; Viridiplantae; Streptophyta; Magnoliopsida; Malvales; Malvaceae. The record is from RefSeq and is a predicted model, not a curated record. Gene Ontology annotation, cellular component: nucleus.
AAAGAUCUGGUAAAUAUUUUUAGAAAUUUGUUAAGAGUCAGGUGCCCAACUUGAAGCUGCUAAAAAGAGUGUAAUGAGUGAGUUAGGCCGGACUUGAUUUUAAAAUUUGUAAGUGUGGUGGUAAGGCCAUGCCCGAAGCCAAACAGGCUCAUGGCAUAUCUUUAGCUGGGUGGGCUUUUUUUUGGGCAGUAUUUCUAAAGGUGGAGUCGGUGCCCUAAUCUCUGCUAUCCUGUUUGCAUCCGCCUCUGCAAUGGACUCUUUGCUAGCCAACUAUGCUUCCUCCGACGACGAAGAAGAGCAACAACACCCACAACGUCGUCCACCUUUUCAUGUUUCCUCUCUCCCUCAACCCAAAUCUUCUUCCCUUUUCUCUUCUCUUACUCAGCCCAAACAACCUUUCAAAACCCCCAACAUCCCCGUCGUCGAUACUAACAGAAGAGAAGACGACGUUGGAAAAGUAGAUGUCGAAAUUCCGAAACCCUUUAUUCCUCAUCCCAAAAACCCAUCCAAUAUUUUCUCUUCUCUUCCCCAACCCAAAUCCCAAACCCCACAACGACAACAACCCGAUCCUCCCAUUGUCAAAAGAAUUGUUCAAUUCAAGCCUCCUGUAAACCCCAACAGCCUCGUUGACGACGAUGACGAUGAUUUCGAUGACGAAGAGAAAGAAAGACGAAGUCGCAGAGACUCCGAAAACCUGUCCCAAGGUCCUUCUGUUAAAUCCUUUCUAUCGAGCAUUCCUGCGCCCAGGAACUCGACUACGUUGGGUGUAGCUCCCUCUUCUGGUUCAGGAAGAAGAUCCAUUGUCGAAACCCAAAUGCCCACAUCGAUUUCAGCCACUUUUGAAGACAAAAAUGAGGCAAGUAUUAAUCAUAAUCCGCCAAAUUAUUCGAAUUACGAAUUGGGUACCGAUGCAAAUGCCGAAAACUCUAUGAAUUAUAAUGAUUAUGUCAAUUAUCAGUCGAGUAUUGAUCAAAAUUCUGGCAACUAUGGAAACUACGAUUUUGGUUCUGAUCAAAAUCUAGGCAAUUAUGCAAAUUAUGCAAAUUAUAAUAGCUAUCAAUCGAGUAGUGAUCCAAAUGUUGGGAGCAUUGAUGUUGCUACUACUUAUGGGAGUUAUGAGAGUCAUGGGAGUUACCAUGGACAAUAUGAGAAUAAUUGGGCUGAUGGGUCAGUGGCCACUGUGUUGCCAGAGACGACCGGGAUGGCUGAAAUUGGGGUGAAAUUAAAAGGAAAGAGAGGGAGGAAUGAGUUACCAACAGAAAUUGUUGAGGUGAAACAGGAUGAGCUUAUGAAGAAUCGGCCGAGGGAAGACCAGGUCAAGAUGACUGGAAUAGCUUUUGGGCCUUCUUACCAGCCAUCAAUUAGGGUACCAAAUUUGGGCAAGUACCUACUUGAUUCAGGAUAAAGAGGAGCUUAAUCUAGGAUCUGCAGAUUGGAUCUAGCUUCAGGGAAUGCAGCAUUUUGAGAAAUAUGUUAUUAAGUCUUAUUUUAUUUUUCUCUAGGAGGGAAGUUGGUUAUAUUUUAUUUUCUGUUGUCUUCAAGUAUCAUAGGUAGUGUGGUAAUUGCAGAUUUUAGUUCUUAGUUUUAGACUGUUUUGUCCAUUUGGUGGAUCUCAAGUCCUUAUAGUUACAGAAUCACUGGAACAUAAUAGAUGAGCCUGUUACUUCAAUUUUGUCCAUUUGAUUUGCAAGACUAUACAUCUUUGAUAUGAUUAUGUUAUUAUUAUUAUUAUUUUUAAAGAAAACUGUAAAAAUGGCGGCCAAAUGGAGCUGGUUAUGCAUGAUUAUUGUUGCUAAAUCAAUGUGUGUUAAUUUUUGGGGUAUUUACUUUAUGUUCACUUUGU